CGCACGUCCUUGGGGACCUCGGAGGCCCCGGUCGUCCGAGACGUCCUCGGGAACGGCCAAGGUCGCCGAAGGCCCAGGGAGACUCACCACGCAGCGUGGUCACCACACCGCUCGGGGGGGCCCCGAGUCUGGCAAAUCCGGAUCAACCCCGCGCCGGAGCAGCUCCACACGACGUCCGUGUGCCCACGGCAGGCGGCGAAGUGGAUGGCCGCCACCCCGAUCCGCUCUCGUCGCCGCUGCACGGGUCCACCCUGGAGUCGAGCACCGCACAGGCGAGGCGAGCGUCUCCUGCCCACGCCGCCUGCAACAGCCUGCGGACCUUGCACCGCUCCCCGCCGCUUCUGGGCGAAGCCGGCGCCGGCCCACCGCAGCUGCUGCCCCGGGAGGGCGGCCGCUGGGCGGCUGCGGGUGCGGCUCCGGAAUGCCCAGGGCCAGACACACGCCCUGCCGCACCUCCGGUCGCACGCGCCGGAGCCUCAGCGCGAUCUCGCGGCGGGCCCUCCGCGCGUGGUGCUCCGAGACCUCGCCGCCGCUGAAAAGAGGCGGCCGCCCGUGAGCCCGCAGUCGUCGUGCCUGACGUGGUCGUGGGCGUCUCCGAGGGCGAAGAGGCCGCCGCCGACGGGCCGGCCCGCUCCGUCGCAGGCGACGUUGUCGCCGCAGUCCUGCAGGCACCUCGGAGGCAGAACGCGCGCCGGCAGUCGGGGCGCGUGCACCAGACCGCGUCGCACCCCCUGUCCUCGUCAAUCAGGAAGGGCGCACGGCAGGACAGAUGGGCACCGCAGCACGAGCAGCUCCUGCAGCUGCCGCACCAGCCUCCGCACCGCCGCCUCCGCGCCCUCCACGCCCUCCUCCGUCGCCGGCCCGCCCUCAGCGCGCUCGGCCUCGGAGGCGCGGGCGGCCGCGGCGAGCGCCGCCUCCAGCGUGCCGCGCGCC
Messenger RNA from Prorocentrum cordatum, 933 nucleotides. The record is from the annotation of a GenBank genome assembly. Lineage: Eukaryota; Dinophyceae; Prorocentrales; Prorocentraceae.